GGCGUACGUAGUGUGACCAUGCCGUUUGGCUCAUAUUGCUGUUAGCUGCGCACUCCAUAGCUACUCCAUCUUUCUUAGUCAAGGCAGUUACAGGGGCCCUGCGACUUCGCGCCUGUAGCUUCGCGACUUCUCAUUGCCCACAAGGCUGGACCAUUUGAAAUUUACAUUACGCUAACAAGCUAUUGCAUUGAGAGGACAGGCAACUAGAGUAGUCGCGGCGGGCUACGAAUUCGGUCCAUUCCUGGACGGGCGAAAAUGCAGGCCGGCAUAGAGUCCCGGCACACCACAUCUCUAUAAGCGCCAGCAGCCAAGUAGCCAGAACUAGGCGCUGCUGUGGGCGUACAGGCGCCCACCCCCCUCGGGAGAACUUCCUUUUCUCAAGGACAAAUGCGAGAUGGCCCCGCUUCUGCGCAUGGGUUUACAGAAUUUCAGCUGGUCUCCACCUUGGAACAACGACGGCGUUGCAGCGCCUGGGAGUCCCGGGCCCGCCCGGCAUGGGCAUGCUGCACCCCCCGUCGACUGGGCCUCGCCUUGUUGCUAGCAGUUGUGGCUGUGUGCUGGCACCCUCCAGUAGUGGAGGCAGGGGCCAAACAUAAACAGUUAGCUGGCAGUCGGCAAAAGCGCCCGCCUCCGCGCCCGACGGUCCUUGUCCGGCAUCGGUUGCCCCCUCCGGCCAAAGGUGGCAAGCCCUCCUCGCGUACGGUCCCGCCCGCGCGACGGCCGUCUCCGAGCAAUGGCACCGCACCACCUGUUACACCACAGCCACCAUCACCAGCGCAGCAGCCCCAGUUCCAGCCACCAACACCGGGCGCCAGCUUUCCCAGCCCCCCGCGGCAGCAGCCCGUGCCCCCGCCCCCCGCUGCAGGCCCCGGCCCCAGCCCCAGCCCCAGCCCCAGCCCCGGCGCCAGUCCCAGUCCCAGUCCCAGUCCCAGUCCCAGUCCCAGUCCCAGCCCACGGGCCGCCAGCCCACCGCCUCCCCACCCAAGCCCUAGUCCUAGUGGGGCGCCCGCGCCGACACCUCCGCACGGGGAGGCAACGUAUGGGCCCUACACGUCGCGCACAGAGGGCGACGAGAUCCUGGUACUCACAGUGCAGCUGGACCCCCGGACCAGUAGCGCUAGCAGCGGCGGCGGCGUGCCGCCGGGGCAGGACGGCUCCAACAGCCCGCCCGGCGCCUGGGACCAUCGCGACCUGACCACGGUGGUGGACGACGAACAGCGGCUGUACUUCCGUGUACGGCCGGAGGGCACGGGGCCGCCGCUGCCGGACGGCACUCGGGCGCCUGUGUACCGGCGGCUGUUGUUCAGUGAGCCGGCGGACCCUCAGGAGGUGGCCGCGCUGGAGACCGGGGACCUGGUGUACCACCGGGGUGUGGAGCGCCAGCCGGCGGCGGCAGGGACAGCGGCGGGGCAGCGGCGUAGCCGCCGCCGGGAGCUGCUGCUGCCGCUGCCUGUGGCGGGUGGCGCUGGCGGGCGUGGCUUGGAAGCAGCAGAAGAAGUGAUGGGGAGCGACAGCGGCAACAGCAGCACCGCCGGCAGUAGCAGCAGCAGCGGCAGUAGCAGCGGCAACAACAGCAGUAGUCGCCGCCGGACUGAGGACGUCGCUGCUGGGGCGGAGUCGGAUGCGGCGGGCUCGCAGCCGGACCUCGUGACGGGCGUGGACAUGGAUUGGGACUCUGACUUCUUCAAUGCCACCUACCUCAACCGGAAGGCCAACAGCUUCUACAACGACAAGGCCCGUGUGCCGGACUUGUUGGCGGCACUGGGCAAGCCGACGGACGUCACGAGUGUAACGCUCAUCCUGAACGUGUGCGGCGUGAGGAACACGCUCACAGCCGAGCAACUCGAGACGUACUAUUUCGGGGCCUCUGACGGCAACAGCACGGGACAGGACGGCCCCACGCUGAAGAACUUCUUUGAGACCUGCUCUCACGGCUACGCGCCCUUCAAGCGCGAGGGCAACCGCAUCCUGGGCCCCAUCGAUGUGCCCUGCGCCGCCGCGCCCUCCAGCGGCCGGCCCUUCGACAGCGCCCGCGGCUGCACCGACCGCGAGCUGUUCGGCUGGGCGCAGUGGGCGCUGGACUGGGUGGCGCAGCACGCCCCCGACGUGCCGCUCAGCCGCUACUCCUCCUCCCGGCGGCUGUUCCUGCUGCCCGACCUGCCCGCCUGCGCCGCCUGGACCUCCCUGGCCUCCGUGGGCUGUUCGGCCAACUGCCCCGUGUUCCUCAAAGUGGCCGACGACGCCACGCCUCGCGCGGUGGUGUCGCAGCUGAUGCACGACCUGGGCCACACCUACUCCUUCUCGCACGCCGGCGCCGUGGCCUCCGCCGUGGGCCCCGACCUGCCCUUCGCGCCCGGGCCCCGCGCCGACACCGGCUGCCCCAUGGGCUGCGCCUCCGAGGCGGUGGGGCUGGUGUGCCCAAACGCCGCCAAUGCCUGGAAGGUGGGCUGGGUGACGCUGCUGGACGAGACUGCGCAGGUCAGCUCGGCGCAGCAGCUGGUCGGCUUCAAACUGCCGCCGGCUUCCUCCGGAGACACCGCAGUGGUGCAGGUGGCGGUCACGCCCGAGUGGCGCGCCGACGACAGCACACACACCAGCUACUACUACAUCAGCUACCGCAUGUCGCCGGCGCUGCCCGCCACGCCGCCGGCGGCGGAGGGCGCGGAUGGCGGCGGCUCGCCGGCGCCCAAGCUGGACCCGGGGCUGUACGACGCGGGAUUGGAUCCAAGCCUGGAUGUCAAGGUUUUCAUCCAUCAGUACGACGGGCUGACGGUGCGCAUGGGCACGCCGUACAAGCCUGUGCUGGUGGGCAGCAGCGGCUACAAGACGCCGGACAACAACAUAGUCAUGCCCGAGCAGGCCACCAAGUACUUCAAGGUGCGGGCGAAUGACCCCGACUUUGAGGGCGCGCCAAUUGUGGUGUGCACCUCGCCGCCCGGCGGCAUGCCCACCAGUGAGCAGCCGGAGCCCGGCAACUGCGACAUGUGCUACGACGGGCUAGACAACGACUGCAAUGGGGCCGCUGACUUGGAAGACGCCUCGUGUGCCGACUGCGCCUGAGCAGCUGAGCUGCUGGCGGCAGGGGGUUGAGCACAGCUCUUCGGACUGGGUGCAGCCGAUGGAGCGGAGCUGCCGUUGGCUGUAGGAGUGUGCUGGACGGCCGUGCUUGUCCACAGCAAACGGCCACGUGCGUACGUUUCCGGAGGACAGCUGUGCAGGCAGCGAUUGCCUAAAAUGCAGAGAUGAACUCGUGCGUGUUUGCUCGGAUGAAACAGGGGGGAGGGACAACUGUACAGCUGUUGUGGGUAAACGAGUACUUGAAGACCGGACACGUUGACAACCAAGCUCGCGAUCUACGCAACCACGGGGUUCAAUCAUUCGAGAUGCGUCGAUCGGGUUAUUCGUGUGCUGCACAGUGCUGUGCGGUACGAUCCUGCCUGCUGGCUUCAUAUAGCUUCAUCGGUAUAUGCGUGGCUUGGUGCUCGUAUCUCUUGUGUGACGGUUUAUGCUGUGUCGUUCACAGCACACGCCGCACCCACACGUCAGGAGUCAGUGACUUUCCGUAAGAUGCUGGUCCAUACAUUCAUUCACAUAGGACUGCACGAACCGAUACCAUUUAUGGGCGUACCCGUCAGUGCUUGCACUGGCUUGUGCGUGCUUUUGAGCAGUGCCAUUGAACUCGUGUACACAACUGAUAGGGUCACUGUGGUUGAUGAUGGCGGCGACUUGCGCUCACGCAAGAAUAGAAGCGCGGUGGUUGAAAUUUAGGUCUGGUGGGGGCAAUCGCAUGCGCACGGUAACGUGCACAUGGAAGUGGGAAAGCCGGAGGUCGAAGGCCGCUGGUGGGUCGAGUCCAGGAAGCGUUUGCCAGGCUAUUGCAGUGCUGUGAUGGUCGAUGAGCAGAGGUGAGAGAGCUUGCUCUUCAUUGUGCGUGCGGGGUGUUGGCUUGGUGCUGAUGAGGGUGCGUGUCGAUUGCUUGCAGGAUGGUGAGCGGGGGGGCGCAGCGUUGUGGGCGCUUGCAUGUACUGGGACGGAUGCGCGGUCACGUGCGGUACUUGUUGGAGGAUCAAGCAUGUUGACAUUAGGCAGCUGGCCAGGCAUUUAAAACGUGGACGUUUGUUGUGAUCGGUGCUUUGCAGGCAGGCGCUGACGUAGAUAGCUGUUCGCAUGAAAGAUGAUGUGGGUGCUGCAUACAUAGUGGAGGUAUUUCUUGGAGGAUCGGGUGUAUCGGCUCUGAAGCCGGUGCUGGACUGUCAUGUGGCUCUGGGUGAGCGGCAGGGAGUAGGACACACGGAACCCAGAGAGCCACACCUCGCGCCAUCAUGACACUGCAUGACACUGCCACGUUCCUGUCACACCGUUACACACACGUGAUG
This is a messenger RNA of Chlamydomonas reinhardtii, 4376 nucleotides long. RefSeq lists its product as uncharacterized. The transcript has 11 exons. The coding region runs from base 388 to 3060 and encodes 890 amino acids. NCBI's taxonomy places the organism in Eukaryota, Viridiplantae, Chlorophyta, Chlorophyceae, Chlamydomonadales, Chlamydomonadaceae. The record is from RefSeq and is a predicted model, not a curated record.